Chelonus insularis is the source of this 2001-nucleotide messenger RNA. RefSeq names its product major facilitator superfamily domain-containing protein 12-like. NCBI's taxonomy places the organism in Eukaryota, Metazoa, Arthropoda, Insecta, Hymenoptera, Braconidae. Gene Ontology annotation, cellular component: plasma membrane. Gene Ontology annotation, biological process: carbohydrate transport. Gene Ontology annotation, molecular function: symporter activity. The transcript is spliced from 7 exons. The record is from RefSeq and is a predicted model, not a curated record. Bases 375 to 1829 code for a protein of 484 amino acids.
AUACUUAUUGCCAGAUCUUACUUGUAUACUAUUUAUAUAUAAAUUCAAUUAUAUGAAUCAUCAUUUGCAAUGUAAAAGUGUUUCUAGACUUCAUAAAUUUUAGGUUAUCUGAAGAUAAUUGUUAUAAAAAAAUUAUUCUUCAUCAAAGUGAUAACAAAUAACAUUUGAUAUAUAAGAAUAAGCACGUGAUUAUUUUCUAUCUACUAUGUAUUUAUAACUCAGUAUAAGUUAGUAUUGAGUGUCAUUACUCUUCUUGUUUAGCUGUAAAGUUUUAGGUUAACCUUUUUGAAGUAAACCACAAACAGAAAAGAAAUGUGAUAUUUAAAAAAUAAUUCAUAAAAUUCAUAACACUGAACAAUAUAUAAUUCUAAAUCAUGGAUACCACUGUAAAUACCGUGGAAAAUGAUUAUACAGAAAUAGUUCAAAGACUAUCAACCAAACAAAAAUGGGCUUUUGGUGUAGGUCAUGUUUUAAAUGACAUUUGUGCAUCCAUGUGGUUUACGUACUUAAUUGUAUUCUUUCAUUUUGUACUGGGAUUUGAUCCUGUUUCGUCAGGGAUUGUUUUAUUAAUUGGUCAAGUAGCUGAUGCUUUCUCUACACCAUUUAUUGGCUUACAAUCUGAUAAAGAUGAUGAUUUUUGGCUGUGCAAAUAUGGAAAGAGGAAAACAUGGCAUUUAAUAGGAACAAUAUGUGUGAUUGUCAGUUUUCCAUUCAUAUUUUCUCCAUGUAUUAAUUGCAAUCAUACACAUAAAUGGGCACAAUUAGUUUAUUAUUCAGCUUUUAUAAUCAUUUUUCAAUUUGGUUGGGCGGCUGUUCAAAUUUCUCAUUUAUCUUUGAUACCAGAUCUUACUCCAACAGAGCAUGAAAGGACAGAGUUGACAGUAAUCAGGUAUAUUUUUACGGUAUUUUCAAAUGUGUUUGUUUAUUGUAUUACUUGGGCAGUAUUACAUAUAACAAGUGAAAAUUCUACGAAUCAAAUUGGACCAAAUGAUGUAUAUAAAUUUCAACAUAUUGUAAUAAUCGGAAUAGUAAUUGGUACAAUUGCAUCAAUUGUAUUUCAUACUUUCACUCGAGAAGGUGUUCGUGAUUCUAGUGGCCUUAUUCGUCGAGAACAACGAUCAGCCUCAUCGUAUUUAAAAGACAUUAAAUUUUAUCAGGUUGCUGGAGUUUACAUGCCAACAAGAUUAUUUGUAAAUAUAUCACAAAUAUAUAUGCCAAUAUAUCUUCACGAGAGUUUGAAGAUGCCAGCAACAGCAUUGGCUAUAAUACCUUUGAUAAUGUACCUGAGUAGCUUUAAAGUAUCAUUAGUUAUUGAAAAAAUUAACACUAAAUUGGGACGAAAAGUUGCUUAUUCCAUCGGAGUGACUCUGGGUUUAUUGGCAUGUGUAUGGAUAUGGUUCGGUCAAGGAAAGACUUUUAUCAACUAUGAAAUAUACCCUGUAUCAUUAUUAUUAGGUGCCAGUGGAUCUAUUAUGCUGGUGACAAGUCUUGGGGUGACAGCAGAUCUAAUUGGUCACAAUGUAGACAGUAGUGCAUUUGUAUUUGGUGCUAUGAGCUUUACAGAUAAACUAUGUAACGGAGUUGUUGUGAUGAUAAUUCAAUAUGUACGAUGCACUAAAAAUUGUCCAACUUAUUAUCGAGACGUUCUGAGUUUCGUUUGUGGAGGAGCAGCUUUAAUUGGAUUCAUUAUGUUGAUGUCCAUCAAGAAAAAUUCAGAUCAUAAUUCUGAUCUGUCACAUUAUCAAAACUUGGAAAGUGACUUGGGCUUGGGUUCAGACGACCAACAUUCAUCAGCUACUACAACCGAGGGUGAAAAUAAGAAUGCUUAAUUUGGAAAAAAAUACAUACAAAAAAUAGGAAAUCUGAAAUUAAGAAAGUUUUAUUGUAUUAAAAAAAAAUUAAUUAUUAUUAACAACGUUUAAUUGCUAUUGAAAUAAUAUGUAGUUAUUAUUAACUUCCCAGUGGGAAGUUACAAUAAUGGGUCCGAUUUUGCGAAUCCCG